AUGGCUUCCGGUGGCGACCGCAACAACGAUCUUGAGCAGACCAACGAGAGCGCCGGGAGGAGGAAGGAGCGGAUGUACCGCCACACCCCGCAGCAGAUUCAAGAGCUCGAGGCGACGUUCGCGAUGCACCCGCACCCCGACGACAAGCAGCGGGCGAGACUCAGCCGCGAGCUGGGACUCGACUCGCGGCAGAUCAAGUUCUGGUUCCAGAACCGGAGGACUCUGAUGAAGGCCCACAACGAGAAGUCGGACAACUGCACGCUGCGGGCGGACAACGACCGGAUCCGGAGCGAGAACGUCAAGAUGAAGGAGCGACUGAGAAAGACUUUGUGCAACACCUGCUGCCAGAACAACCCCGCCGGCGCCAACCCCUAUUUCGACGAGCAGAAGCUGCGCAUGGAGAACGCCCGCCUGAAGGAAGAGGUUGAUCGUGUCGCGAAUAUUACAUCCAAGUACUUUGGCAGGCCUAGCACUCAUCACCUUCCCUUGCCUCAGCAAGACCCCAUUUUGCAAUCCGAAGACACCCUUGAGAACUUCAUUACGCCUUCGGUCGUCGAUCAAGACCUCCCCGGAAACAACCCCACUCUUGGAAUUCCUUAUCCGUUUCAACAAAUUCUCGAUCACGACAAACCCUUCUUGAUGAACUUGGCCUCCAAUGCCAUGGAGGAAGUCAUUCAACUACUGCAGAGCAACGAGCCAUUCUGGAUCAAAUCGACAAGCGAUGGUAGAGAAGUCCUUCAACUUCAAGCCUACCAAAUGAGCUUUCCUAAGUCACACCAAUCGGAUUCGGGCACUCGAACGGAGGCUUCACGGGACUCAUCCAUAGUGAUGAUGAGUGGCCGAAUGUUGGUCGAUGCCUUCAUGAACUCGAACAAGUGGAUGGAACUUUUCCCUACGAUCGUUUCAAAUGCAACUACUAUUGAUGUUGUCACUUUCAACGUGACCGGAAAUACUAUUGGAUCGGUGAUAUUGAUGUAUCAGGAGCUCCAAAUUCUGUCACCACUUGUUCCUACUCGCGAACUGUUUGUACUCCGGUGCUCCAAACAAAUUGAGCCAAAUUCAUGGGUCAUAGUCGAUGUUUCGGUCGAUUAUCUCCUAGGCAACAAUGCUGAUGCAUUUGCAAAGAAGCUUCCUUCUGGGUGCCUGAUUUCGGAAAUGCAAAAUGGAUGCUCUAAGGUAACCUGGGUCGAGCACAUGGAGAUUCAAGAAAAGAACCCAAUUCAUACAUUCCAAAACAUAGUGACUACUGGAGUGGCAUUCGAAGCGCGGCGAUGGGUCUCGAGUCUUCGUCGGAUGGCUGAGAGGAACACUCUCUUCAUUUCAGCUGCAAUUGCUGAUGACUUGGGAGGAGUGAUUCCCACUCCGGAAGCAAAGCAAAGCACGAUGAAGCUCGCUCAGAGAAUGGUAGAGCGUUUCUGUGACGCCUUUAGUGGCUCCAUCACGAACAAGUGGAUCGUGCUGUCGGGCCCGAACGAUGCACAUCAAGUGUACUUCCACAAGACUAAUUCCUUCGGCCUUAGUGGCCAAACCAUCAGUGCGACGGCCUCAGUGUGGCUUCCAUUUAACCCGGAAAGGCUUUUCGGCUUCCUGAAAGAUGAACAAAAUCGAAAUCUGUGGGAAGUUUCAGACGAGGAGGUCAAAUUCCAAAGGCUAGCUCACUUCGUAAACGGAUCGAAUACUGGAAACUCCAUUUCCCUCUUGAAUGAGAUCAAAUCGACAACAAACUUGCUGAUGCUACAAGAGAGUUGCAUCGAUGCAACGGGCUCACUGAUAGUCUACUCUCCGCUGGAGCUAUCGACUAUGGACAAGAUCAUGAGGGGGGAGGACAUGUCGUUGGUGCAGGUGAUGGUUUCUGGCUUCAUGAUAAUACCCGACAACGGGUUCGCGGCCGCAGUUGGAGGGGCUGCAUCCAGCUCCAGUGCUCCAGCCGCGCAGCCUAUGGGCUCGCUGCUCACUUUGGGAUUGCAAAUUGAGGCUGCUGAUCUGAGGAAGGAGUCGGUUUCUGCUAUCAAUAGGAAGAUCGGCUUAACAAUGGAGAAGAUCAAAGCUGUCAUGGCUUCCUUCACCUGA
Molecule: messenger RNA, 2070 nt
Organism: Zingiber officinale
Lineage: Eukaryota; Viridiplantae; Streptophyta; Magnoliopsida; Zingiberales; Zingiberaceae
Product: homeobox-leucine zipper protein ROC8-like
Exons: 10
Coding region: 1-2070 (689 amino acids)
Molecular function (GO): DNA binding; lipid binding
Source: RefSeq, a predicted model, not a curated record